GGGCACAGCGGCGGCGGCGGAGGCAGCAGCCGAAACAGCAGCGGACUCUAUUGUUCCCUCUCUGUGCGGACAGCAGGCAGAGGCGCGCGGGAGCGUUCGUCGCCCCGGUUACCUUUCCUGGAGGAGUAACGGAGCCCUUUGAGGGAAGGAGACAAAGCCAGCAGCAGUCCUGCGGUUGCUCCCUUUUCCUUCUUCCUCCUCUGGCAGCACAAGUGCUGGUGUCCCAUUUUGGUCCCCUUUUUUUCUCCGCUGUGGGGGUAUUACACGCCUCGGUGGAGCCAUGCGGCUAAGCGGUGGGGGUACCCUGGGAGGGACCCUCCCCUGGCUGUGCGGAGCUGUCCUGCUAAGCCUCGCCGGCUGGGACGUCCAGGCACAGACGCAGGAAGCCAAGUCUGUCUACGUCUGGCAAACAGGACCGUGGGGCCGAUGCAUGGGCAGCGAGUGCGGCCCUGGGGGCCGGCAGAGCCGGGCAGUGUGGUGCGCCCAUGUGGACGGCUGGACCACGCUGCACACCAACUGCCCGCCGGAGGGGCGACCCGACAACCAGCAGAGCUGCUUCCGCGUGUGUGACUGGCACCGCGAGCUGUACGACUGGCAGCGGGGCGACUGGAGCCGCUGCGAGCCUGUGUUGGCGCGCGCCGCCCGGGUGACGGCGGGCUGCGCGCGCGGGGAGGAGGGCAUCCAGACGCGGGAGGUGGCAUGCGUGCAGAAGGCCGAUAGCACCCCCGCCGACGACGUCAUCUGCGAGUACUUCGAACCCAAACCACGCCUGGAACAGGCCUGCCUGAUCCCCUGCCCGCGAGAUUGCGUUGUCUCUGCCUUCACGCCAUGGACUCCUUGCUCCAAGACGUGCGGGGCCGGCCUGCGUAACCGCGUGCGUGGCGUGCUCGCCCCCCCGCUCUUCGGCGGCGCGGCCUGUCCCAACCUCACAGAGUUCGAGUCUUGCCAGCUGGCCGAGUGCCAAGGCGAGGAGGCCGUCUACAGCCUGAAGGUGGGGCCCUGGAGUUCGUGCUCGCUGGCCCAGUCACGGCAGGCGCGCCAGGCCAAGCGUAGGAAGAACAAGGAGCGAAGCCGGCAGCGGACGCGGGUGAAGGACCCCGAGGCCCGCGAGCUCAUCAAGAAGAAGCGCAACCGCAAUCGGCAAAGCCGGCUGGAGGGCAGGUCUUUCGAGCUGCACGUGGGCUACCAGACGCGGGAGGUAACGUGUACACACCGGAGCGGCAUGCCCGCUGAUCUCAGCCUGUGCUCCCAGGAGACACUGCCGGUGGCCUUCCGUUCGUGCCUGGUGACCAAGGACUGCGAGGUCAGCGAUUGGUCCGAGUGGGGUCCCUGCUCCAAGAAGUGCUACGACCUGAACGGCCCCAAGGGGCAGCGCUCUCGGAGCCGGCGCGUGCUGCAGGUCGCCGUGGGUGAUGGUGCCAGCUGCCCGGAGUUGGAGGAGAUGGAGCCCUGCGUGCCCCAGGGGGACGGCGUACCACCAUGCCCUGUGUAUAGUUGGAAGACUACGGAGUGGAGCGAGUGCAGGGUGGACACGCUGCUGAGCCAGCAGGACCGGCGCCGCGGCAACCAGACGGGCCUGUGCGGGGGCGGGGUCCAAAGCAGGGAGGCGUUCUGCGUGCAGGCUGGUGUCGACACGCCCCCCCCCCUCGGCUCGAUCAAAGAAGCUUCCCGCCCUGUGGACAGCGAUUUGUGUCUGGGCCUGGUUCCGAACACGACCCAACUGUGUCACAUCGCCUGUCCCGUUGAAUGUGAGGUAUCCGGGUGGACCGCCUGGGGUCCCUGUACCUUUGAGAGCUGCCAGGACCAAGCUGGGAAGAAGGGUUUCAAGCUGAGGAAGCGGCAGAUUGUCAACGAGCCCACGGGUGGGACGGGGAACUGCCCCCACCUGACGGAGGCUAUACCUUGCGAAGAGCCCAGCUGCUAUGAGUGGCUGGUGGUGAAGCUGGAGGGGUGUAUCCCCGACAAUGAGAAGGCGUGUGGGCCCGGGACGCAGCUCACGCAGGUCCAGUGCGUCGACAGCGACGGAGAACCAGCAGAAAGGAAGCACUGCAUGGAUGCCAUUCUGCCCAUGCCCGUGAUGUGUGACGUCCCGUGUCCCAAGGACUGCGCGCUCAGCCCCUGGACGGCCUGGUCCCCGUGCUCGCAUACCUGCUCUGGGAAAACGACAGAGGGUCGGCAGGCCAGAGCCAGAUCCAUCCUGGCUUACAAUGCCGGGGAAGGUGGAGCAGCGUGUCCCAAUAGCAGCGCCCUGCAGGAGGUACGGAGCUGCAACGAGCACCCAUGCACCGUGUACCACUGGCAGACGGGCCCCUGGGGCCCCUGCAUCGAAGACUCCUCGGUGUCCUCGCUCAACACCACCAGCCGUAGCCGUGAAACCUCCUGCUCCAUCGGCAUGCAGACGCGCAAGGUCAUCUGUGUGCGGGUCAACGUGGGGCAGGUGCCACCCAAGAAGUGUCCUGAGAGCCUCCGGCCUGAGACGGUGAGGCCAUGUCUGCUCCCGUGUAAGAGGGACUGUGUGGUCACUCCCUACAGCGAGUGGACAGCCUGCCCAUCCUCCUGCCAAGCAGGAGGCAGCCUGAAGAGGAAGCAGUCUCGCAAACGCAUCACCCUGCAGCUGCCCGCCAAUGGAGGUCAAGACUGUCCUGAGGUGCUGUACCAGGAGCGGGACUGUGAGACACCGUCUGUGUGCCCCGGCUACAGGUGGAAGACCCACAAGUGGAGACGAUGCCAGUUGGUGCCAUGGCAAAUCCGCCAGGACAGCCCGGGUGCCCAGGAGACCUGCGGACCUGGCCUGCAGAUACGAGCUGUCUCUUGUAGGAAGCAAGAUGGUGGGCAGGUGGACAUCGGUGAGUGCCUGAGGUUCUCCAGUCCCAUGCCACCCAUCACCCAGCCCUGCCAGGUCCCAUGCCAGGACGACUGCCAGCUCAUCAGCUGGUCCAAGUUCUCGCCCUGCUCCGCCGACUGUGGCGGCGUCAGGACCCGGAAGAGGGCACUCGUUGGGAAGAGCAAGAAGAAAGACCAGUGCAGGAACACACAGCUGUACCCCCUGAGUGAGACGCAGUACUGCCCCUGUGAUAAGUACAACGCACAGCCCGUGGGGAACUGGUCUGACUGCGUCCUGCCUGAGAGCGGCCGUGUGGAGGGUAUCCUGGGCAUGAAGGUCCAGGGGGACAUCAAAGAGUGCGGCCAGGGCCACCGCUACCAGGCCAUGGCCUGCUAUGACCAGAACAGCCGGCUGGUGGAGACGUCCCGCUGCAACAGUCAUGGCUACAUCGAGGAGGCCUGCAUCAUCCCCUGCCCGUCCGACUGCAAGCUGAGCGCGUGGUCCAGCUGGUCCCGCUGCAGCAAGUCGUGUGGCAGCGGGGUCAAGGUGCGGUCCAAGUGGCUCAGGGAGAAGCCGUAUAACGGCGGCCGGCCCUGCCCCAAACUGGACCACGUCAACCAGGCCCAGGUAUACGAGGUGGUGCCAUGCGUCAGCGAUUGCAGCCAGUACAUCUGGGUAGCUGAGCCAUGGAGCGUCUGGAAGGUCAGCAACGUGGACCUGAAGGAGAACUGUGGCGAGGGCGUGCAGACCAGGAAAGUCCGGUGCAUGCUGAACACCAUCGAUGGGCCGGCGGACCCUGUGGAGGACUACCUGUGUGACCCGGAGGAGAUGCCGCUGGGGGCGCGGGAGAGCCGCCUCCCAUGCCCGGAGGACUGCGUGCUCUCCGACUGGGAGGCCUGGAGUCGCUGCACCUUGCCGUGCAGUGGGAGGGGCACGAGGGAGAGGACGGCGUACCCGCUCCGCAUGCCUGGGCCCGGGAGACAGUGUCCAAGCCACACGGAGAAGGAGACCUGCAUGCUGAACCAGAACUGCUACCACUACUCCUACAACAUCACAGACUGGAGCACGUGUCAGCUGAGCGAGAAGGCGGUGUGCGGGGCCGGGGUCCGGACACGCAUGCUGGACUGCGUGCGCAGCGACGGCAAGUCUGUCGACCUCAAGUACUGCGAGGAGCUGGGCCUGGAGAAGAAGUGGCAGCUGAACGCGUCCUGUACAGUGGAGUGUCCCAUCAACUGCCAGCUUUCUGAUUGGUCGGCAUGGUCCGGCUGCUCGCACACAUGCGGACUCUCAGGGAAGAUGUGGAGGAGGAGGACUGUGACCCAGGCAUCCCAGGGGGACGGGCGGCCAUGUCCCCCGCAACUAGAACAGUGGAAGCCCUGUCCUGUCAGGCCGUGCUACAGGUGGCGCUACAGUCCCUGGUCAGAGUGCAGGGCUGAGGAUGCCAAGUGUGGGACGGGCCUGCGAUGGCGCAACGUGACGUGCUUCGUGACGGACGGCUCAGGGGAGGGGGACGGCAGUGCGGUGGACGAGGAGCUGUGUGGAGACGUGGAGCUGUCAGUGGACGGAGACAAGCAGGUCAUCCUGGAAGAGGCGUGCACAGUGCCCUGCCCAGGGGACUGCUACCUGACGGACUGGACCCCAUGGAGCCCAUGCCAGCUGAGCUGUGUGAACGGGGCGGACCUGGGGCUCGGCUCGCUCCAGGUCCGCUCGCGGGCCGUCAUCACCCAGGAGCCAGAGAACCUGCUGCAGUGUCCGGAGCAGGACUGGGAGUCCCGGCCGUGCACAGACGGCAGGUGCUAUGACUACAGGUGGAUGACGAGUGCAUGGAGGGGAUCAGCGCGGCAAGUCUGGUGCCAGCGCUCCGACGGACUGAACGUCACAGGCGGGUGUCCCCAUCUCACCCAACCGGCCUCUGACAGGUCAUGUGACCCAGCUUGUGACAAGCCUCGGUCCUUCUGCACUGAGGCUGGGGUGUGUGGAUGCGAGGAGGGUUACACAGAGGUCAUGACAUCGGACGGAGUACUUGACCAGUGCACGCUGAUCCCGGUGCUGGAGAUUCCCACAGUGGGCGACACCAAAGCCGACGUGAAGACCAUCCGGGCCGUCAGUCCCACCCAGCCCUCCAUCGGUCACCCAGGCCGAUCCGGUCGCGCCUGGUUCCUGCAGCCCUUUGGAGCUGAUGGCCGCCUGAAAACAUGGGUGUACGGCGUGGCAGCGGGGGUGCUGGUGCUACUCAUCUUCAUUAUCUCCAUGACAUACCUAGCUUGCAAAAAGCCAAAGAAACCUCAGCGAAGACAAAACAACCGACUGAAGCCGCUGACCCUGGCAUACGAUGGGGACGCGGACAUGUAGGCGCAGCCCCCCAGCAUGACACAGAUGCCACACGUGGAGUCCGAGGUCGCCCCGGGGCACAGCGGGGGGCAGCCGGGCUUUUGGCUGUGACCCUCGCAACACGUGACGCCUGAAAACGUGAAUUCGGUUUGACGCGAGACAGAGGACGGGAACGGAAACCGCUUUGAAGCCGCUUUGCAGACGCGUCGACCUAGAGCCAGUCCUUGUAGCUGUAGCUUACACUCCUUCCUAUCCUUCCGAGUCCUCCGUUCACAGGAGUCUGCAGGAACUCUACAGACUAAAAGGAAAUUCGCCUCUUCUUUUCUGUUUACUACUUUCUAUGAAGCAAACUGUUCUCCAAAAUACGUGAAGCGUGGACUUUUUGUGGUGCGCCGAGACGGAAGAGAGGUGGGGAAGCUCCGCCCAUAAAGAAAAGUGGGCGUGGCUUAUGGCCUCCUGACUCCACCCCGUCGACCCAAGGCAGCCGCAGUCCUGCAAGGCGCAGAUGUACAAACAUCACAGACACGCUACAGAGCCUCUCACCCACCCCCCCAACUUCCCUCUUCACCUUCAGGCACGAUUUUGCACUAUAUUAGUGCAGCAUGAUAUGUAUUUAUAUCUAGCAUCGCCAGAGCAAGCUGCCUCUUACCAGAUGGUGUACAGAGUUGUCCUAGAGGAAGCUUAGACAUGGGAGAUACCAUCCUGGUGUUACCACUUUGUCCUUAAGAGUAGCUUUUGGUUACAUUUCGUAGCAGAAUAGGAAGUAGUUGUGUUUCAUUUGUAUUUAAAUAUUUCGUUUGACAUAAGGGCAGUUUUUGUAAGGUCCCUUGACCAUUGGUUGUCUGUACAGUUGAUUUAAUAAUGUGUCUUUAACUCCCGCCUGACUGACUCUGCAUUUGCCAUCUCCAUGGCUUCCCAUACCAUGAUGCCAGCUGGCCAUUGCCUGUUUCCCAUGAUGCAUGGGGCAGGGCCGGGGGUGAGGACCAGUUCGGUCUGCCUCUGCUUGUCUCAUGAAGCAUCGCCCAACCCCCUGUCCCCCCCCCCGGAAUUUGCUGGCAAUGCCCUAGAGCGUCCCCCCAGGCCUUACUGUCGGACCCGAGAGGAGGCCUGGCAGUCAGAGCCGGCUUCCAGGGCGAGAUCCGUCUCUGGGAACCCCGGCCCUCGUCACCAUGCCCAUUUGCUUUUUUUUACAUGCAGAAUUUUGUUCUUUGCAUUUUUGCUGUUUAAGAGAUAUUCAGUUAUCAGAGAUGGCUUUUAUUUUAAAAGGGUGGUGAGAAGAGAAGGAAGGACCAGCAUGAAAAGUAACAGAAAGCCGCCUGAUCUGAAGCUGUUAGCUGCAAUUAUUAUUUUUAAUCUUUUGCAGGUACGUGGUUUGGUGUUUUUCUUACUCAGGAUCAGUGGGCAUGUAAUACCCGAUCUCACCAGAAGGAGACACUGUGGGGCGCGCGAGGGUCACGCUGGCAGUUUGCAGCAGCUUGUUGGUUUCAGAAGUAUGUAAAAUGUACCAAUUACUGUAUCCCUCCCCCCACCUGAACUGAAACGGUUUAAAGUCAGUCUACCUGUUUAAUUACCCCUAAUUUAUUCCCCUGACAGGCUAAAGGAACUAAACUUUGCUUUAUAUGUUGCUGACAUGUUCUGAGGGAAAUGUCAAACGUAUUAAAACAUUAAACACUGUUUCUGUGUAUUAAUCCACAAAGAAAACAAAUUAAAAAAUUAAAAUAAUUUGGUGUUUAUUUAAAGUCCACUGAGGUCUUCCUCCUUUGAAAAUCAGACAUUCACGAGCUUGAACGUCGACAGAAAUUGGUUUGACCUGCAAGGCAGAAAACCCACAAACGUCAAGAUAUUUUGUUGUUGCUGUUCUUAAUAAUUUAUGUUGUAAAUAACUGCCAGCUUUUUAUUUUUAAAUUAUAUUCAUGCACAGUUCUCAUUUUUAUCGCACAGAAACUUUCAUUACAGGCGUCUUAAAAUGUUUGUAAAAAAUGUCAGUCCUCGUUUGAAUGAUUCGGAUUCCAUGUGGAGGAGAUCCUGGAUUGUCAUUUUCCUACAGGUUGUUUGUAUAUGUAUCUGACCAAUUGUUAAUAAAUGCUGACA
Molecule: messenger RNA, 7246 nt
Organism: Brienomyrus brachyistius
Lineage: Eukaryota; Metazoa; Chordata; Actinopteri; Osteoglossiformes; Mormyridae
Product: thrombospondin type-1 domain-containing protein 7A-like
Exons: 28
Coding region: 281-5176 (1631 amino acids)
Biological process (GO): actin cytoskeleton organization
Cellular component (GO): plasma membrane
Source: RefSeq, a predicted model, not a curated record